Molecule: messenger RNA, 450 nt
Organism: Protomyces lactucae-debilis
Lineage: Eukaryota; Fungi; Ascomycota; Taphrinomycetes; Taphrinales; Protomycetaceae
Exons: 1
Coding region: 1-450 (149 amino acids)
Source: RefSeq, a predicted model, not a curated record
AUGCUACUAACUGUCCCCACCCUCGGCUAUUUUCGCGAUGCAGACUUUAUUGAGAUCACACAUCAGAUAUCCAGUACUCUGAUGGCUACAUUUGGCAAUGCUGAUCCAGAGUGCCGCGCAGCAUUAGCAUUAACAGCGCUCAAAGCCGGUCAAACCGUCUCGCUACUUGCAGGCAGCACAGGAGGUCCUCUGCCAAAAGAGCGUUGCCAGAUAGUGGUCCUACUCUGCGGCACCCAUAACGCUUCUGCCUCUCUACCGCACCUGGAACGAAGCGUUGUUUUCUUUGUCUUGCAUGAGUCAACUAAUGCGUACCUUCCACCAAUUUACGGUAAGCCCAGCGUUACGUUCGUUUCAGUACGAGUGCGAGAGCGUGCAGCAAGGUGCGGACUCAGUACACCUGAAGUGACAGGCGCUUUUGCAUCGGCGUGCCAGGCAAAGAUGCUUGUGUAG